UGCAGUUUGAUAAAAACAACUUUACAAGAACUCAUGUGUGACUGACAUCAGGCACGGGUGUUGGAGGUGAGGAGGGUCUGGAUUAAACCUCUCUGUACUUUAGUAAUCCAACAACAGAUGGCAGCAGAGGGCCUCUGAGGACAACAGUCUGUUUUUAGAGGCGUUUGUGUUGUGUGUGGGUUACCACAAAAACAAUAGACUAUUGCAUGUUGUACAUCAACAUGAUGAAUGGAAGCAUGCUGACUGAUCGUCGGUUUCCUUAAAAACCGACACUAUUUUUAAUCCAGGCGGAUUACAGUGCCAGUAAUGUGGUGUGAUUCUUGCAUUGGAGCGGUUUUUUGGGGAUUUUGUAAUGAUGCUAUGGCCCUGCCCUUUAAGUAAUGGAUACAUCACACCGUACGCGCUCCCAGCUGCCAUGAAUUAAUGUGGGUUUCUUCAGAUUGUGCGCCGUGUGGAAACAUCUAGAGCAUCUAAACAGCAUUGGCGAGUGGCUGGAUGCAUGAUUUUUUUGUUCACUUCUUGCUUUUUUGUGGCGAAAAUAAACAAUGGAUAAAGAAAGUUGAUGCAUUCACUUGUCCGGUUUCCAUAUUAUUUUGGGAAUCCGUCGGUAGAUAAACCAGACAUAUGAUUUUGGAGCAUUUAAUGGACCUGUCUAACCCCUCGUUUGGAGAGUAAAGUGCAGCUUGCAAGAAAAUGAGAAGUGUCGGCGGUGGGAGGAUAUCAGUUAAUGUUUACUUCAGGUCAUUUCAGGACUGCUGAGAUAGGUCAUGUUGGUAGACUGCACCUCGACUGACCACGAAAGCACGUGGGAAUAUAUGUACCUUGUUUACCUCCUGAACUCUGCACCGCAUCACUGAUUUAUUGUCUGCUGGGUAUUUAUAGCCAGCUCACCACCUCCUCCUUUUCAUCCAGCUGGAGAAGAGCCAGUCUCCAAAUUGGACUAUAUUUCCCCAAAAUGAAUUUCGACCAGAUUCUCUCUGCCAUCGGAGGGUUCGGCAAAUACCAGAAAAUUUUAUACAUAUGGAUUUGUUUACCCCAGGUCCUCCUCGCCUUCCACAUGAUGGUGAGCAUCUUUACAGGAGCCACGCCGCCGCACCGCUGCCGGGAGAGCUCGAGCUCAGCAGCCGGGAAUCAGUCCUCCUCCCCCGGUACACUCAACCUGAACUUCAGCCUGUCGGACUCUUCUUGCUUCUCCUCGGAUGUCCUCCUGCAGGGUAACCGCACGGAGCGCGUCCCAUGCGGCCACGGAUGGGUGUACAGCAAGGAGACUUUCCAGAGUACCACAGUCACCGAGUGGGACCUGGUGUGCGACAAAGCGGGACUGAACAGUAUCGGUUCAUCUAUCUACAUGUUUGGCCUGUUGGUGGGAUCUCUGGUGUUUGGAGCCAUGGCUGACAGGUAUGGCCGGCGUUUUGUGCUGCUGCUGUCCAUCGCUCUGCAGACUGUGUUUGGAGUCGCUGUGGCCUUUGCACCCAGUUUUCCCGUCUACGUGACUCUUCGUUUUGUAGUUGGUGCCACAAUAUCUGGAGUCAUCAUCAAUGCCUUUGUGCUGGGCACUGAGUGGACGUGCACCAAAAGACGCAUGCUGGCUGGUAUCAUCACCGACUACGCCUUUGGCCUGGGAUACAUGCUGCUGGCAGGCAUAGCUUAUCUGAUACGAGACUGGAGAAAGUUACAACUGGCUAUAUCAGUACCAGGAUUCCUGCUUAUCUUCUAUAUAUGGGUGGUUCCUCAGUCUGCCAGGUGGUUGUUGGCCAACGACAGGAGGGAGGAAGCCAUUGCACUCCUCCGCAAGGCAGCACUUGUUAACGGCCGGGUCUUACCUCCCGCUGUACAGGUUGAGAAGUGUGAUAUCUUUCGUGGGGGGAAGCAAAGUCACUCAGCAGUGGAUCUUGUACGAACACCUCAGAUGAGGAAGAGGGCCAUCAUCUUGUUCUACCUCUGGUUCGUGAAUGUGCUGGUGUAUUACGGCCUCUCACUGGGUGUGUCCAGGUUAGGGACAAACCUCUAUCUGACUCAGUUUGUGUUCGGGUUGGUGGAGAUCCCGGCUCGCUCUGUGGUCCUCCUCGUGCUGCCCUGCAGUCGACGCUUUUCCCAAAGUGGCUUUCUUGCUCUUGGAGGACUCGCCUGUUUGCUAAUGCUUGCUGUCCCUGCAGAUCAUCCCAGCACCCUGAGUGGGCUCGCCAUGGUCGGGAAGUUUGGUAUAACAGCAUCCUUUGCUGUAAUCUAUGUGUACACUGCUGAGAUAUUCCCCACUGUGCUACGGCAAACAGGAAUAGGUGUAUCUAGUAUGUUUGCGAGGCUGGGCGGUGUGUUGGCCCCCAUUAUCAACAUGCUUCAUAACCACAGCCCCACUAUACCACUGGUCAUCUUUGGUACCUCCCCGCUGCUGGGCGCUGUCCUGGCCCUGGCACUGCCUGAAACUGCCGACAGACCUCUUCCUGACACAGUGGACGACGUAGAGAACUGGGACAUGAGAUCACCUCCUGACAAGGAGAACCCUGAGAAGUGCGAGGAUAUUAGCGGAUCAGCCAGCAGCACAGAGGAACAGGAGCUACGCCACCUAGCAAGCCAGAGCUAACCACAUGUACACAUGGAUGCAGACAUUCCAUUAUUCACACGUUAUACAGCCUCGACAUAACAUCUUCUAUGCAAUUACAUGUCAAAGAUCUGACCAUGAGCUCUAUGCAAAAAAACCCCCUAAAAACAACAUAUAUCCCCAACCACACUAGCAUGCGUGUGCGCAUGCACACAUGCACAAAGCAGGCAUUCAUAUAUGCUGCCAGGGCAAAUCAACAGCCCUCUGUUUUACCAGAUGCAGGUAAACAUCCGUAUAAGUCAGGAAUAAAUGGUCGUCGUUUGCAACCAUGUGUA
Messenger RNA from Thunnus maccoyii (southern bluefin tuna), 2874 nucleotides. RefSeq names its product solute carrier family 22 member 13. Gene Ontology annotation, biological process: transmembrane transport. Lineage: Eukaryota; Metazoa; Chordata; Actinopteri; Scombriformes; Scombridae. Gene Ontology annotation, molecular function: transmembrane transporter activity. Bases 956 to 2581 code for a protein of 541 amino acids. Gene Ontology annotation, cellular component: membrane. The transcript is spliced from 10 exons. The record is from RefSeq and is a predicted model, not a curated record.